Myodes glareolus (Bank vole) is the source of this 6302-nucleotide messenger RNA. The record is from RefSeq and is a predicted model, not a curated record. Lineage: Eukaryota; Metazoa; Chordata; Mammalia; Rodentia; Cricetidae.
ACGCAGGUAUCGUUCGCUGGCCGCGCUCCCUCGGGACCGAGGCGACUGCGCAUGCUCGCCGGCGGCGCUGGGCCGGGAGCCGAGCGCCCGUGACGAACCUAGUCCAGGCUUGCUGUGGUUGCGGUGGCUGCGAUGGCGAUGUGAGUGGGCCCCGGGCGGGAUGGUGCUGACCUGGGGAAGGACGCCUUCCAGCCGGACGCAGAACUCCUCCACCGCACAGGCGCGAGCCGAGGCCGCGCGGCUUGAGAGGGUUGAAGACCAACCGGAUUAUGUAUUUCAAUCUGGAAUCUCAAAGCAGUCCACAAACAAUAAAUUCUUCCUUAUGCUUUCUAUGCCAGGGGAAACAAUAUAUUUUUAACAACAAGAAUCAGUAACUGGAAGUACAAGAUUGGUUAUUUAAUAAUGUAAAAUGAAGAUUUGAUCAGCAGAGGUGCUGUUGCCAAAUCUGUCCUCUGGGUAUAAAUUAAACAUGACUGAAGUUCAAGCAAUGGUAGAAUUCUCCGUGGAGCUAAACAAGUUCUACAACGUGGAUUUAUUCCAAAGAGGUUUUUACCAAAUUCGUGCAUCAAUGAAAAUCCCACUGAGAAUUCCCCACAGAGUAGAAGCCAGCUUGUUACAUGCAACAGGUAUGACAUUAGCCUUUCCAGCUUCAGUUCAUGAUGCUAUGGUUUGCAGUAAAACAUUUCAGAUCCUAUAUAAAAAUGAAGAAGUUGUUUUAAAUGAUGUCAUGAUCUUCAAAGUUAAAAUGUUGUUGGAUGAAAGAAAGAUUGAAGAAACCCUUGAAGAAAUAAAUUUUCCGUUAUCCUUGGAUCUACAUUUUACAGAUGGAGAUUAUUCGGCAGAUGAUCUGAACGCCUUACAACUAAUAAGUAGUCGAACAUUGAAGCUGCACUAUAGCCUCUCUAGAGGACUGCAUCAUCAUGUGAAUGUCAUGUUUGAUUAUUUCCACCUCUCCGUUGUGUCCGUUACAGUCCAUGCAUCCUUGGUUGCACUACACCAGCCACUAAUAAGCUUUCCUCGCCCCGUGAAGACUACUUGGUUGAAUAGAAAUGCACCAGCACAAAACAAAGACUCAGCGAUUCCUACUCUGGAAAGUGUAGUCUUUGGUGUUAACUACACAAAACAGUUGUCGCCAGAUGGUUGUAGCUUCCUCAUUGCAGAACCCUUCCUACAUCAUGCCUAUCACUUUCAUUAUACACUUUGUGCCACUUUGCUGCUAGCCUUCAAGGGAUUGCACAGCUACUUCAUUACGGUAACAGAAGAGAUUCCCUCUUGUCAGAAACUAGAACUGGCCAAGGCCAGCAUGCAGGUCCUCUAUGAGCGCCUCCUCAGAAGAGCACAGCCAAGAGCCCAGAACGACACGCAUGUAGAGGAAAUGGAUGUAGAAGCUCGUCUUACUGAACUCUGUGAAGAAGUUAAGAAAGUAGAAAACCCUGAUGAACUGGCAGAACUGAUCAACAUGAACCUUGCACAACUUUGCUCACUUCUCAUGGCUUUAUGGGGACAGUUUCUGGAAGUCAUAACACUGCAUGAAGAAUUAAGAGUACUGUUAGCACAAGAACACCAUACCCUGAGGGUUCGCAGAUUUUCGGAGGCAUUCUUUUGUUUUGAACAUCCAAGAGAAGCUGCCAUUGCAUACCAAGAACUUCAUGCUCAGAGUCAUCUACAGAUGUGCACCGCUAUCAAAAAUACUUCCUUCUGCAGUUCUCUUCCACCCCUACCUAUUGAAUGUAGUGAAUUAGAUGGAGAUCUCAAUUCAUUACCUAUAAUCUUUGAAGAUAGGUAUUUAGAUUCAGUUAUUGAAGACUUAGAUGCGCCCUGGAUGGGAAUUCAGAGUCUUCAGAUAACAGAGGCCAGUAGAAUGGAUAAACAUGAGACUGAAGAGAGCUCUGUAGCAGGACUUUCUAGCCCAGAGGUGAAGGUCAGACCUGCUGUUGCCUCCAGUAUUUGCUAUACAGAAGGUGAAAAGCAGCUAACAAAAUCUCUAAAAGGAAAGAAUGAAGAAGCAAAUAAAUCCAAGGUUAAGGUCACUAAGCUCAUGAAAACAAUGAAACCAGAAAACACAAAAAAGUUAAUAAAACAGAACUCUAAAGAUUCUGUGGUUUUAGUAAGCUACAAAUGUUUGAAAAAUAUGACAUCAAGUGACCUCACUAAAUGCUUUGAAGGCAAUCCUUCACAUAGUCAGGAAGAAGGUCUGGAUCCCACAAUAUGUGGAUAUAAUUUUGACCCAAAUACCUACAUCAGACAGACAAGUCAAAAGGAAGCUAGCUCUUUGCCAGCUAAUACAGACAGAACUGAACACGAGUCUCCAGAUAAUGAAAGUAUGCAACCAGACCAGUUCGAUCUUCUGAACUCUGGCAGCCUAAAUCUUUGUGCAAAUUUGUCCAUUUCAGGUAAUUUUGGUAUCUCCCAAGACGAUAGUGAUAUGUCACAUGCGGAACACAAUCUGGCAUUUAGAAGUUCAUCAGGUGAUUGCCAUGACUCUCAGACAAUUCCAUCUUCAGGAGUUAGAACACUUGAAGUCAAGCCCAGCAGUAAAGAGCCUUUCAGUGGAGAGAAAAUAACUGUUAAAAUAGGAGCUUGGGCAGAGCUUCGAGAAGAUGAACUAUUUGCAGAUAAUUUACUACACAAUUGUGAGUCCUCAGAAUCUAAUGGUAAAUCCAAGUCAUUAGAAAUUACCCCUGGAAAGGAUGCUUUACAGGAAAUGAAGUCUCACUCUACUGAAGAAUCAUUAACCAAAUUGAGAAGUCAUCUGCCUGCUUCUACAAAAGAAUAUCAUGUUGUAGUAAGUGGUGACUCAGUUAAGUUACCAGACACUAAUGCCACAUAUGCUUCCUCUAGAUUUUCAGACUCGGGUGUUGAAAGUGAACCAAGUUCUUUUGCAACACAUCCAAAUCCAGAAAUACCCUUUGAAACUCUCCAAGGGCCAGGUCCUUAUAAUAAUGAAAGAUUAUUUCCUCAGCUUUUGAUGAAGCCUGAUCACAAUGUCAAAUUUUCACUAGGAAGUCACUGCACUGAGAGCACAAGUGCUUUAAGUGAAAUACAGUCAUCUUUGACAUCGAUAAACUCCCUACCUUCUGAUGAUGAAUUGUCACCUGAUGAUACCUGUAAGAAAUCUGCUGUACCUGAGUGUCAUCUAAGUGAUAGUAAAACUGUAUUAAAUCUAGAAACAAUGGAUCUGCCAAAGUGUGAUGAUUCUAAAAAGUCAAGUAUUCUUUUGCAGCAGCAAUGUGUUGUAUUUUCAGAGCAUUUGGACAAUGAAACUUUAGCAAUGCAUUCCUUAAAUCCAAGUAGUAAAGACCCUUUACAACUUGUUUUCUCAGGUAAAGAUACUGCCAGUGAUGUGAAAAGUAGUUGUGACUCCAAACCUAAUUUGGAUACUGUGCUUAAAGGCUCCCCGAGUCAUGAUACAUCUGAUAACAACUCUGCAGAAACAGCAACAACACUAAGCUCAAAGCUGAUUUGCUUAGGCACUCCUUGUGUUGUUUCAGGUUCCGUUUCUACUAGCGCGGAGCUUAAUGAAGAUAGGACUGUAGGAAGGAAACAUAGUGAGCCAUUAAAUCACACGCAAAUACAUUCAGAAAUCCCUGUUACUGAAAAUGACCCUCAUCUGAGUCCAGAUGACUCUGUUUCCAGUAGUACUGAUGUGGUAAAACAAGGGCUUGUGGAAAAUUAUUUUGGAUCUCAGAGUAAUCCUGAUAUUUCUGACACAUGUGCUAUUAGCUACCACAGCUCAGUUAGCUCUCAGAAGGAAACCUGUGAAAAAGGAAUUAGUGAUCUUCAGCAGGAACAAGGCAAAGAAGAAGAGGAGGAAGAGGAGCAGGAUCAACAAAUGAUUCAGAAUGGGUAUUAUGAAGAAGCAGAUUUCUCAGCUGCAGACGGAACAGUAAGUGUUCACUAUGCAGGUGGAGAUGUGCUAGGAGAAGAGAGACACACACAGUCCGAGAGAGUAAGCAGUGAAUAUCUGAGGGCUGCUGUACCUGUUCCUGCUGUUUGUACUUCUGGUUGUUUGUCUUUCCCGUCUGCUCCACGAGAGUCUCCUUGUGGUGGUAAAUAUCCUCCUAGAAGUAAAUUUGAUGCCAUUACAAAGCAGCCAAGCAGCAUUUCUUGCAACUUUACUUCUUCAACUUCCUGGUAUGAAAAUUCACCAAAACCUCAAAUACAUGCCUUCCUUCAGGCAAAGGAAGAAUUGAAGCAACUUAAGCUGCCUGGGUUCAUGUACAGUGAUGUUCCUCUGCUGGCACCCUCAGCGCCUUACUUCAGUAUGGAAGAGGAGGAUGGUUCUGAGGACGGUGUGCAUCUUAUAGUCUGUGUUCAUGGUUUAGAUGGAAACAGUGCCGAUCUCCGACUGGUAAAAACAUACAUUGAACUUGGACUGCCUGGAGGAAGAGUUGAUUUUCUUAUGUCUGAGAGAAACCAGAAUGACACUUUUGCUGAUUUUGACUGCAUGACUGAUCGCCUUUUGGACGAGAUCAUACAGUAUAUUCAGAUAUAUAGUUUAACAGUCUCAAAAAUAAGCUUUAUUGGACAUUCAUUGGGCAACUUAAUAAUCCGUUCAGUACUUACAAGGCCAAGGUUUAAAUAUUACCUCAGCAAACUUCAUACUUUUCUCUCUCUUUCUGGGCCUCACCUUGGCACACUCUACAACAGCAGUGCUCUCGUUAAUACAGGUCUCUGGUUUAUGCAGAAAUGGAAGAAAUCAGGCUCUCUUUUACAACUGACAUGCCGAGAUCAUUCAGACCCUCGCCAAACAUUUUUAUAUAAGCUUAGUAAUAAAGCAGGGCUUCAUUAUUUCAAGAAUGUUGUGCUGGUAGGAUCUCUACAGGAUCGCUAUGUUCCUUACCAUUCUGCCCGCAUUGAAAUGUGUAAAACAGCUUUAAAAGACAAGCAGUCAGGACAGAUCUAUUCAGAAAUGAUCCACAACUUACUUCGCCCAGUUCUACAAAGCAAAGGCUGUAAUUUGGUUCGAUACAACGUCAUUAACGCCCUGCCCAACACGGCCGAUUCGCUCAUCGGGAGAGCUGCACACAUAGCUGUUCUUGACUCGGAAAUAUUUUUAGAGAAGUUUUUUCUGGUUGCUGCCCUCAAAUAUUUCCAGUAGGACAGAAGCAUCAUUAGAGACUUACCAAUUACCUCAUUCAGCAACGAUUUAAAUAAUGUAUUAUAGUGUGUAGAUGUUAAGUUCUAAGACAUAUUUAUACCUUUUUAUAUGGAAGAUAAUUUAUAUCAUCCAUGUGUAGAGCCUUUUAAACAUCAACUUUACUUUUAGGUAAUGUGGCUGUGCAAUAUUUUUUUAAUUUUAUCUUUUUACUUUUCUAUUUUUCAUAUGUUUUGCUACCUAAGUAUUUCAGUGAAACUUGGAGCCCAUAUGUAUGUCUGAUCAUUUAUUAUUGGCUUCCACAAUCCUUAUUCAGACUAUAUCACGUUAAAGGCUGUUAUUGUUAGGAUAGUAUAGGAUUUUUAAUUUUCUAAUUUGGGGCUUUUAGUGGACAAUAAAUUUUACUUUUAACACUUUAUUCUGUUGUAACUGGAAAUAAAAUGGCUGCUAAAAUGUAUUUUUGAAAUCAACCUCUUUAAUCCUAAAAUACUAACUUUACAUUUGCUCAAACCAGGUGGUUCAUACAUGCCAAUGUUUUAAAGGUUUUCUAUGAAAUCAUUAUUGUUGCUAUUAAACAUGUGUCAUGCUUAUUAAAAUAUAUUUUUACUGGUCAUUUCAACAUUAUUUCUCAUACUGACUUUUAUCCCUGGACUUUUCUUGUUCAUUAGGAGCGUAUAAAGAUUUUUGAAUGCCCUCUGCCUUGAUUUGAUUGGAAUUUUGUUAAAUUUAGUAAUGUUGCUUGAAUUUCUCACAGCAGUUCUUUAACCCUUUUCAUAGAGUUCCUUCUAUGUAAUAAUUAAAUGUUGAGAUUUAUGAAAUACUUUUAUGAAUUUAGAUAAUUUUUAAAUACUAUUAAAAUUUAUUGAGCUAAGAGUCAUGUAAAUAGAGUUAAAAUUGAGAGAUGAUUAACUUUACAUGUUUGGUGAUACCAAUGCAGAUGUUUUUGAUAUAUGGAGAUGUUGAGUCUUUUGACUUUACAAACGGUGCUGAACAGCAUUCAAUUCACUACCCACUUCUGUUUUACUUGUGAAAAUAAUAAUGUGCUACGGGUGGAUGGAAGGUCUGUUUACAUUCACCACUUGUAGUGGGCAACGGUUUUUGUUAAGUCUGUAUUAUGUAUAAUUGGUGCAUGUUUAUUUUUAGUAUGUUAAUUGCCUCUGAUGUUAAUAAAUGAGAAAAUGCCUUUCUGGAGGAAUAGCAGUAA